AUGGAGGAGGAGGAAUGGCAACAGAGCUUGCGGAAGCAGAGCCAGUCUCUUGAUCUGCGCUGUGUCAAGACCGAGCUCGAGCUUCUGAAGGCCCUAGUGGAACUCACACGCUCAGCAGAUCCGGACGUCUGCCUGGGUUGGGAGCUCCGCAGCCGUAGCUGGGGCUUCCUCCUCGCGCGGGCGCGGGCGUUGGGGGCCGAGGACCUGCGGAAGCAGCUCUCACGCGUACCUCAAGAUGCCAGCUCCUUGCCGCUGCCGCUGCCGCACUCAGCCGCCGCACAGCCGGUUGGCCCUGGCCAAGAUCCUCGCACCUACGAGUCAGAGAUGAUCGCCCCCAGCGAUUUGCAACUUCCAGGCCGGCUCCUGCUCAAUGUCUGGCGACUCCUGAUGCACAUCACCUUCGGAGCCAAGUUGCGUAGCUUUGCCCCGCAGGAGGCGGCGAAGGAGUUGCUCGGGCGCAGCUUCCCAUACCUCCCCGCUGGCGAGGUUGACCGGCACUGGCUGAAGGGGUGCACGGGAGCUCGCCUCGCCCUGCUGCAACACACCGCCGCGCUGGCCAACCUCUCCUUGGAGGUCUCCGAUGCUUUGGAGAUCUUCCCUCGAGCGGGCGAGCUCUCGACGAAGGCAUCUUGCAUGUCCAAAGUUGAAGGCCCACCCGCUGGAGAGAAGACUCCAGAAAGCGGCAAAGCCGAGCUGCAGGACAUCAUCCAUCAAAUUGGCUUGGGCCCUGCGCAGAUCUUCUGGGGAAUCCUGGGUGGUGGCAUUUGGCUUGCGGAUGGCGCAGAGCUACUUCUGGUCAGUUCGGUGACGAGGUCUUUGCAAAGCGAGUGGCACUUGACUUCGUACAUGAAAGGUAUAAUCGUCUCUGCAGUGUACCUGGGAAUUCUCAUAGGCAACUACUCAAGCGGGCCUUUCAGCCAGCGAUUUGGCCGACGAGAGAUGAUCAUUGCAUCGUACUCGGGAAUCUUCCUGUGCGGAAUCUUGAGCUGCGUGAGUGCUUCUGCCUUCGAGUUUCUGGCCAUCCGAUUUGUUGGUGGCUUCUUCAUCGGUAUCGGCCAGCCCGCAUGGCUUGCAAUCAGCUCGGAAGUUACCCCGCCUGAAUGGAGAAUCGCGAUGACUGCCGCCGCGACGUCCCUCUUCCCGCUUGGGGAGCUGUAUGUCUCCUUUGUGAUCAUGACGGACGACGUGACGAUGCAGGCGCUGGACUGGCGCGUGCUCCUGCGGCUGGGGGCGCUGCCCUCCCUCUGCCUCACAGCCCUGAGCAUGGCCUUCCUCAAUGAGUCGCCCAUCUUCUUGGCGCAGAAGGGCCGCGUCAAGGAAGCGAGGAUGGUCGUAGAGACCAUGGCCCGGCAGAACCAGACGAUGCCAAGCAGUUUGAGUUUUAAACACCCGCGGGUGAGACAACCCGAUGCAUCCCUCCUGAGCCAGAUGCGCCGACAAAUGGCGGUGGUUUUUCAUAAGUCCCUUUUCGUUCCGACACUCGUCUUGAUGGGGACAUGCUUUACUGUGAACAUGAUCUACUUUGGCAGCCUGUUUGCUUUUCCACAAGUGCUUCCCACGCUGAUGCAUGGUCACGCUGCCUCCCAGCUGCUUGUUGGAGCGUUGUGGGAGCUGCCUGGGACGGCGGUAGGAUGGUUGCUGGGCAUGUAUGCUCCCAGGCGGACUGGUCUCAAGGUCUACCUCAUCGCUUUGUCCUGCUUCUUGCUGUGUUUCAUCAUUGGCGUCCAUGACCAGCAGUCCAAACCUCUGAAGGCAAUGCUUUACAUCGGGUACUAUGGUGUCAAGUCUACACCGAACAUUGCCUUCAUCAUAGCCUACCAGAUGUCUGUAGAGCUCUACCCAUCUGAGGCACGCACCAUGGGUUCGGGGCUUUGUCUGGCAUGUGGCCGAUGUGCAGCUAUGGUGGCUCCGAUGGUUUAUGAAUGCAUUGUCGGCUGGACGGGUGGCUUCCUGCCCUUUUUCGUCGUCAUGGCCAGCUUCACCGUGGGCAACUUGUACAUGGUCGACCUGCUGCCGGAGACGUCCGCACUAGAGCACGACGAGCUGAAAGACUCCCCUGAGAAGGCGAUACAUGUUGUCUAG
Messenger RNA from Symbiodinium natans, 2082 nucleotides. Lineage: Eukaryota; Dinophyceae; Suessiales; Symbiodiniaceae. The record is from the annotation of a GenBank genome assembly.